This is a messenger RNA of Trichobilharzia regenti, 1427 nucleotides long. The record is from the annotation of a GenBank genome assembly. Lineage: Eukaryota; Metazoa; Platyhelminthes; Trematoda; Strigeidida; Schistosomatidae.
AUGAUGGAACGAGGCAAUGUCCAGAGAAUAGUGGUGUCUCCUUCUGGAGUUGCCAAUAUCUAUCCUUAUCAAGAUGGUUAUAUGCCCUUUACUCUGACUCUUUCAAUGACCGUGGACGAAUUCGUGAAGAGACUGAGAUCUCUCGAGGAUAUGUGGGGUAUAGAGGAGAAUGAUCGCAUUCCUAUCAUUACGUCAGAUAUACCUUUGGAUACGGGUUUACAGACGUGGAAAGUGGAGUUGUGUACAGCCCUACUAUUAAUGGCUACUGGAUUGUUAGCGUUUGCAAGUAAAAGAGUGGUUUCAUCAUACAACUUGGGGAAGACGGUGAAUGAUACUACUACGAAAAGUAUGCCACGCCAUCAUGAGGACUUUAAACCGAAUUCAUCCCAGAAGGAAUCGGGUUCAAAUGCAAAUGCUGAGAGUGAUCGUCCCUCUUUUCGUUCACCUUUCACAUGGGAUCCGUUUGGUGGUUUUAGUUCAGUUAAACCCACAACAUCAAGUGUAAAAUUUAAGGAUGUUGCUGGUCUUCAUGCGUGCAAGCAAGAAGUCAUGGAAUUUGUGUCCUACUUAAAAGAUCCUCGAAAGUACCAGGUAUUAGGAGCCAAGUUACCGAAAGGAGCACUUUUGCUUGGUCCUCCAGGAACUGGAAAGACUUUGCUUGUCAAAGCGUUGGCCAAUGAAGCUGAGGUCCCAUUCUUUUCAAUGGCUGGACCAGAGUUUGUGGAGGUUAUUGGUGGACUUGGAGCUCUUCGUUUACGACAGCUUUUUAAAAUUGCUCGUUCUCAGCCACCAGCUAUAAUAUUUAUAGAUGAACUUGACUCCCUUGGACGACGUCGUAGUUCUGUUGACAGCGGAAGACCUUUGGAUACGGGUUUACAGACGUGGAAAGUGGAGUUGUGUACAGCCCUACUAUUAAUGGCUACUGGAUUGUUAGCGUUUGCAAGUAAAAGAGUGGUUUCAUCAUACAACUUGGGGAAGACGGUGAAUGAUACUACUACGAAAAGUAUGCCACGCCAUCAUGAGGACUUUAAACCGAAUUCAUCCCAGAAGGAAUCGGGUUCAAAUGCAAAUGCUGAGAGUGAUCGUCCCUCUUUUCGUUCACCUUUCACAUGGGAUCCGUUUGGUGGUUUUAGUUCAGUUAAACCCACAACAUCAAGUGUAAAAUUUAAGUUGACUAUGUUAAGGUUCCCACUUGUGUCCUCAGCUAAUUUUUGUCUGUUGACAGAAUUUCUAUUUUGAUAUGUAUCUCGUGUAUAAUAUAUUUGUUGUUCAUCUGCCACAACUAUCUUUUUAAUCGGAGGUAUAACUGAUUGGCUUAGUUAAUCGGUUUUCCAUGAAUAGGUCUCGGGUAGGGACUCCAACAUACCUAUUUCGGUCUUGAGAAUGGGGCCUUUGCAUAAUUAAAUCUACACAUUGAAUACCUGGGG